AUGACACGAGCACGUAUGCCACCCAGAAAAAUUCUUAGCAAGGUGAAGGCGGAUGAUAAGAACAACAAGACUACGUUGCAACAAAUCUAUAAUGCGAGAAGUACUUUGGGAAGAAAGGAUUUGCAAGGUAGGUUGGUGAUGCAACAAUUAUUAUGGUUGGCGCAAAAUAAUAACUAUGCUUGCAAAAAGAAAUUGGAUGAAUUCGGCCAUGUGACACACAUUUUUAUUGCCCAUCUGGAAUGCGUAAAAUUGAUGUUAUGCUUCCCACAAGUUCUCAUAUUGGAUUGCACUUACAAGACCAAUAAGUAUGAGAUGCCAUUGAUGAAUGUGGAAUUGGAACAAGUGAAGUUAAUCUUCUGGGAGGAUGCUCUUCCAAAGGUCAUGGUAACCGACCAAGAGGAGGCAUUGAUUUUUGCUAUAAGGAAGUUGAAAGAGCUAAAGGUGAUUGCUAAAUUAUCGGAUGGAGAACGAGAAGUGAAGAAGAAAAAAUUCAAGAAAGCAUAUGAGGCUAAUGAAAGGAUGUGGGCAUGUUUCUCCAACGAUUGGGAUGCUUUGCAAUGGUCAUUCACCGAAGAAGUGUACGAAGAAAAUGUUGCAAAACUCAUUGAAAAUGGGGGCGUCAAAUACCCGGAAAUCAUUAUAUAUUUACGCAAGCAAUUCUUGGAUACCAAAAAAUAUAGAUUUGUUAGUGCAUUUAGAAACCACCACAAGCACUUCGACAACCAAGCUACAAGUAUGGUAGAGUCGGAUCACUAUCGUUUGAAGAGGAAUCUAUUUGGGUGUGUGGACACGUUCGUCACGGUGUUUGACGCAAUGGAAAACUAUUUCAUGAGUGAUGUUAUAAAAAUAAAAAGGUUAUUCGAAAAAAGUCUAAUGAUGAAGCAUGAUGAUUACCCGGAUGAUAAGUGGCUUCGGGGACUAACCCAUAGGGUCUCUCAUUUGUGCCUGGAACUUAUAAUGAAGGAAGUGGAUUUGAUGGACAAAAUGGAUGCUACUCCCAAGAAGAGUGUGUUUGUAAAAUGA
Molecule: messenger RNA, 1023 nt
Organism: Papaver somniferum (opium poppy)
Lineage: Eukaryota; Viridiplantae; Streptophyta; Magnoliopsida; Ranunculales; Papaveraceae
Exons: 3
Coding region: 1-1023 (340 amino acids)
Source: RefSeq, a predicted model, not a curated record